Didymodactylos carnosus is the source of this 363-nucleotide messenger RNA. NCBI's taxonomy places the organism in Eukaryota, Metazoa, Rotifera, Eurotatoria, Philodinida, Philodinidae. The record is from the annotation of a GenBank genome assembly.
AUGGCUGAUACGCAAGUUAGAGCUUAUCUUUCUUAUUUUAAUGCCCAUGAUCUUCUAGCGAUCAAAAAUUGUCUUGAUAUUGACUGUCAAGUUGGAUUAAAUGAUGGCACUAUUCUCGUCCAAGGUCGUGAUAAUAUGUUAAAACUGUAUGAAGAUGAUUUCAAGAAUCCAAAUUGUUUUGCGAAAAUUAUCAAGUUCAUUGGGAUGAAAGAAAAUGAAGACGAAACAGAAAAUGUAAGAAUGCUAUUGGAGUUUGAAGGUAAAGACAAAGAUGUAAGAAAACAAAUUGAUGUUGAUUAUGUUAUGAGAAAAAAUGAUUUUCAAAUGGUCAAACAUAUUAUACACUCGGUUACUAAUGUGUGA